CUCCUCUACGCUCGCGUUCCUCUUCGUGGAAACUUCCCGUGUGAGUGUCGGGGGAUGAGGAGCAGCUCUCCACGCAGAGGACCGCCACACCGACCCGGCUGUGUGUCACCGUGACCGGGGCAGAGAGCGUUAACCCAGGCUACCCUCACACCUCAGCAGGCGACACGGAACCGGCGUCCACACACAUCCACCGUGUGGACGGGGAGCCUGAGUGUCCACCGUGCGGCUCCAGCUGUGUGUCUACUGGAGGCUGUCUGGACCAGCACGGACCCAGUCAUGACAAAGCACUUCUGUGCUGUGUUACCUCUGCAGUUAUUGGAUGUUGUGGUGAAGUGGACACGGGCUGACGUGAUGCUCAGCCUCGUGUGCACAAUGUGUUAAACCAGGAAUCCUCACAUCCCUUACAUUCCUGUACAUAAACACAUCCCUCCCGGGACCUCUGCUGAGCCUCUCCUGGACUACAGUGGGCGCUGCCCCCUGGGACAGAGACACCUUGGAUCACAUUACUUUAUUGCACCCACCACCACCGUACCUUGCUGGGCACAGACCUCCUGGACACCCCCCAGGGGCCCGCUGAUGGUGCCCUGACACUUUGAGAGCCACUGGUUUAAGUUCUUUCCCUAAAGUGUCCCUUGGUUUUUUGUUGUUCUUUUUCACCAUGCACUGAAGACCGAGCUGGAGGCGGAGAGUCAGAUUUACACUGAGUCAGCCAUGCCUAUAAGAAAAAAAGACACAGCGCAAGCCUUUGGGCUUUUGGAGGAGUACUGCACUAAACUGAGGAAGCCGGAGGAGCAGCAGCUCAAAACUGCCAUUCAGAGAGUGAUGGGGAUUUUCAAAAGCAACCUAUUUGAAGCCCUUCUUGAUAUCCAGGAGUUCUAUGAAGUGACGCUGCUAAACACACAGAAGAGUUGUGAGCAAAAGCUUGAGGAGGUCAACCACAUGGCUGACAAGUGGGAGAAGAGUGUUUCCAUACAGAACUCUGAUGUUGCACACUCGGCCUGCCCAGUGGAAGAGCAGAGGGAACAGAGCAGCUCAGAUCCUUUUGGAAUGGAGCAGGGAGAGAGCAGCACCAAGUCCUCUGAGAACAGGCCACCAGCAGUACAGGGGUCCCCCCACAACGGCCAGACCCCACCCUGCAUGAACCCUGCCUUGAUGAACGCUCCCUGGCAGUACCACUACCAAGAAGACGACUCGCCGCCUCUUGACCAGGGAUUCCCACGACUUACCAACGAGGUGCGCUCCCCUGAGCUGGUGCAUGUGUCCGAGAAGAACCUGUCUGAGAUUGAGAAUGUGCACGGCUACGUGUCCCACUCCCACAUCUCUCCUCUCAAGCCUGCACUGGUUACCCGUUUUGAUCUUGCAUACCCGAGUGUGACCACAGCAAACUACAUGGCCAGCCCUGCCCCAAUAAUCGUCAACACAGACACUUUGGAGUCAGUUCCUUACGUCAACGGCACAGAAAUUGAAUAUGAGUUUGAGGAAAUCACUCUGGAGCGGGGUAACUCAGGGUUGGGCUUCAGCAUUGCUGGAGGAACAGAUAACCCACACGUUGGAGAUGACCCUGGUAUCUUCAUCACUAAGAUCAUCCCUGGAGGUGCUGCAGCAGAGGAUGGACGCUUGAGAGUAAACGACUGCAUCCUGCGAGUGAAUGAUACAGACGUGUCUGAGGUUUCUCACAGUAAGGCAGUAGAGGCCCUGAAGGUUGCCGGUUCUAUUGUCCGACUAUAUGUACGGCGCCGGAGGCCAAUGUUAGAGACCAUCAUUGAGAUCAAACUCAUCAAAGGACCAAAAGGGCUUGGCUUCAGUAUUGCAGGUGGAGUUGGAAACCAGCACAUCCCUGGUGACAACAGCAUAUAUGUCACUAAAAUCAUUGAAGGUGGGGCAGCACAGAAGGAUGGGCGACUACAAGUUGGAGACAGAUUGUUAAUGGUGAACAAUUACACUCUGGAGGAAGUGUCUCAUGAAGAGGCUGUGACUAUUUUGAAGAACACGUCGGACGUGGUCUACCUUAAGGUGGGCAAGCCCACCAAUGUCUACCUAUCAGAUCCCUAUGGGCCUCCUGAUAUCACACACUCUUUCUCUCCAGCCAUGGAAAAUCAUAUCUCUUCCCCCAUCAACAGUGGAACUCUGGAGUACAAGUCCGGUCUCCCCCCCAUCUCCCCGGGGAGUUAUUCCCCCCUUCCUAAGCACUUACUGGGGGAAGAGGAUAUAAACAGGUUGGAUGGUUUUUCCUUCUUACGAAAUCCUUCGCUAGAUGAUGGGGAGUGUCACAGGUUUGAUUCCCAGCACUUCCAGUUGAGGCAUCCUGAACCAGUUUACAGCACUGUGAACAAACUAUGUGACAAAGCUCCCUCCCCCCGACACUAUUCCCCAGUGGAGUGCGACAAAAGCCUCCUACACUCCGCCCCCCUCCCAAACUAUCACUUAGGCCUGUUCCCUGACUCGGACAUCCACAGGGAUCCCAGGAAGGUUGUGCUCCACAAAGGCUCUACAGGCCUCGGCUUCAAUAUUGUGGGUGGCGAGGACGGCGAGGGAAUCUUUGUGUCCUUCAUCCUGGCCGGAGGGCCCGCCGAUCUGAGUGGAGAGCUGCGGCGAGGCGACCAGAUCUUAUCGGUAAAUGGCAUCGACCUACGAGGGGCCACACAUGAACAAGCAGCAGCGGCACUGAAAGGAGCGGGACAGGUGGUGACCAUCUUUGCCCAGUACAGACCAGAGGAACUUGCUCUUUGCUCACCACGACGGGCCCAUGCUCCUGCCCAAGAAUAUGGCCGUUUUGAGGCCAAAAUCCAUGACCUGCGGGAACAGAUGAUGAACCACAGCAUGAGCUCUGGGUCAGGAUCCCUGCGAACCAAUCAAAAGAGGUCGCUCUAUGUGAGAGCACUGUUUGACUAUGAGAGGUCAAAAGACAGCGGCCUUCCCAGCCAGGGGCUCAGCUUCAAGUAUGGGGACAUCCUCCACGUCAUCAAUGCCUCAGAUGACGAGUGGUGGCAGGCACGCCGUGUCACCCCACAUGGGGACAGUGAGGAAAUGGGUGUCAUCCCCAGCAAGAGACGGGUGGAGAGGAAGGAGCGGGCGCGUCUAAAGACUGUGAAAUUCAAUGCCAAGCCAGGGUCAUUUGAUUCCAAAGGGUCAUUCAAUGACAAACGUAAAAAGAAUUUCAUCUUUACACGAAAGUUCCCAUUCUACAAGAACAAAGAGGGUGAGCAGGAUGGCAGUGAUUCAGACCGGAGUCAAGAUGAAGUGAUCCUCUCAUAUGAGCCUGUGAUGCGGCAAGAAAUUAGUUAUGCCAGACCUGUCAUCAUCCUCGGACCAAUGAAGGACAGAAUCAACGAUGAUCUAAUAUCAGAGUUUCCAGACAAGUUUGGCUCUUGUGUACCACAUACCACUCGGCCGAAGAGGGACUACGAGGUGGAUGGGCGAGACUACCACUUUGUGAUGUCCAGAGAGCAGAUGGAGAAGGACAUCCAAGAGCACAAGUUUAUUGAGGCGGGACAGUACAAUGAUAAUCUUUAUGGAACAAGUGUCCAGUCGGUGAAAUAUGUGGCUGAAAGGGGUAAACACUGCAUUCUGGAUGUGUCUGGAAAUGCCAUCAAACGACUACAAGUAGCACAACUCUAUCCCAUCGCCAUCUUCAUCAAACCAAAGUCUAUUGAUUCAUUAAUGGACAUAAAUAAGAGACUGACUGAGGAUCAAGCCAAGAAGACAUUUGACAGGGCAAUGAAGCUGGAGCAGGAGUUUGGUGAAUUCUUCACAGCCCUGGUUCAAGGAGACACCUUAGAGGACAUUUAUAACCACUGCAAACAGGUCAUAGAGGAACAUUCAGGACCCUAUAUCUGGGUCCCCUCAAAGGAGAAACUAUAAGAACUCUUCAUUCUGGAAAGGAGUCUGGCCUUCUAGAAAAUAGUAACACGUUGUAUCAUACAAUAAUUUAUGGCGAUGAAUAGUCUUCAUAAAUAAUUAUUCAGAUUGUUUUUAAUUAUUAUUUUAUUCUAUUUGUCUCUUUUGUUUGGUUACUGCUUCAUUUUUCACUCAACAUGAAUGUUCCUGAAUGUAAAUGAGUGUUAGAAAUUGUUAGGUCUUCAAACUUCAACUGUUUGUGUAUUUGCUGAUUUUUAUUUGAAGAAAAAGGAAAAGAAAUGUAAAGGAAGUUAAAUUAAUAUGGGUUUGUGUCCGUGACGGCACUGUGUGAAAUUUCAAGCAGGAAACUGGAGGUGGUUUAUACAAUACAAAUGUCUUCGCUUUGCUAAUGUAGGAAGGAAACUCGCUAUUCCAACUACAACACUCUCCCCUUCCUUUCACAUUGCAAAUAAUCAUAUAAAGUUCAAUGUUUUGUCAGAUUUUCUGUGUAUUUCCUGAACACAGCUUUUGUCUUCGUUUACACUGCCAUUCCUUUUUUGAAUCACUGUAUUUAUUUCUCUGACUUGACCUGAGCAUGUGUCAGGAAAAUGUUUUGUUCACUGUAAAAUGUUCAUGUGUUGUUUUUUUUUAUUGAAAAGCAGACAUUUCUUAUUCAGCUGUUGCAUUGACAAUUAUACAUAAAGGGAGAAAGCUGCUAACUGCAUUGGAGAUGUACCACUAUAUUUUGCUAUUUAAAUUGCUAGAGAGCACAAAAGCACAGAGUUAUUUAUUAUUGAAAAUAUAACUUUGAUUAAAAGGUAAUUUACAGAGCAUAUUUUAAUGGAGUGAUGUAGUAUGUUGUGACUGUGUUAGGAUGGAUGGGAAUAUAAUGCUGAAAGAGACAUUUGACAUUCUAGAAGUUUUAAGACUUGGAGAAGAGAGGGCAGUGAUUAAAUUUAAUACCGACACACAUUUUUGUCUCACGAAACUAAUAGCCAGACGCAGAUAAGUCUGAGUGUUCUGUAGCAACACUUUACAGAAAAUAAGGAAGUAAAAUACUUUAAAAAGGUGAGUUUUUGAAGAGGAAGUGAUUCAAAGGUUUCCAUAAGCAGGUUGCUCCAAAGACCCUUUGGUAAAUAUUUGAUCAUAAUACAGAAUGAUUAACCCAACACACAAUCUGUUCUAAUGACCUGAAGCUGCUUUUCCGUUAAUAUAUAAAAUAUAUAUACAUAUAUAUUGGUGUAUUCCAAUAGUUUUUCCCUACAGAGCUGCACCGAGGGGGACACUUACAGAAGAACUGCAGCUUUGUAUUAAUAUAAACCUUUGAACAUAUUUUUGCACAGAAUGGAGACUGGAUUCACUCACAUUUGAAUUCUAUAAGAUCUCUCA
Limanda limanda (common dab) is the source of this 5226-nucleotide messenger RNA. RefSeq names its product discs, large homolog 2 (Drosophila) (gene dlg2). Lineage: Eukaryota; Metazoa; Chordata; Actinopteri; Pleuronectiformes; Pleuronectidae. Bases 712 to 3861 code for a protein of 1049 amino acids. The transcript is spliced from 29 exons. Gene Ontology annotation, cellular component: postsynaptic density membrane; neuron projection; neuromuscular junction. Gene Ontology annotation, biological process: chemical synaptic transmission. The record is from RefSeq and is a predicted model, not a curated record. Gene Ontology annotation, molecular function: kinase binding.